Molecule: messenger RNA, 23674 nt
Organism: Loxodonta africana (African savanna elephant)
Lineage: Eukaryota; Metazoa; Chordata; Mammalia; Proboscidea; Elephantidae
Gene: CCDC121
Product: coiled-coil domain containing 121
Exons: 2
Coding region: 307-1593 (428 amino acids)
Source: RefSeq, a predicted model, not a curated record
GCGCGGCUAGAGAGACUUCCGCGACGCUCUGGGCUGGGAAUGAGCAUAGAGUCGAAUGGGCUCGAAGAGGAAGGACGGGGGGCGGGGCGAAGUGCCUCACAGUCUUCUUUGUGUCUCGACCCAGCUCGGGAGCCAACUAGUGACAGUGACUGAGUAGCGGUUACGCUGGGCAACCGAGAGGCGGGCUGAAGGGGCAAGGAGAAGGGGUGUUAACCUUCAUAGGGUUGGGCCUGGGAAGAGGAAAGCCCCGGUCCCCGGAGAAGGAGAAGAGACGGGAUCGCGGGGGCAGGCUCCCACAGAACUAGAAUGAGGAGAGUGGGUCUCACUUUCGGCCCCCAAGGAGCAGCAAACAGAGCCACGGGAGAACUGGCUGCUGGGGCUUACCCUGCAGCCGAGGAGGUUAAACAAGUCUGGGCCGGACGGGUCUGGACUGGGGCCGAGCGCCACCCCCGGGGUUGCUGGGCAGCGCCGAGACUCGUUGAGCACAGAACGGAGACACUGCGAGAACUUAACGCGCUUGGAUACCGUUCCCGCGUGUCGCCGACCCCGGACACUAGCGCUUGCCCCUCGACCAUCACCCUUAGUGAACUGCACAAUCACCAUCACCUUGAGGAUGAACCGUUGGAUCCGAGGCGCACGUUUGAUGAGGGCCCUGAGACAGCUCUUCCACCAUAUCUUAGUCUAAUAAAUACUUUUUUCAAGCCAGAGAAGCUAACAAAGGCUGAAAUGAAGUUUAAAGAAAAGGCAAUGGUGGAAGUGGUGGACCUGAACAAUCAAAUAGAACAAGCUCAAAUCCAGCAGGAACAGCUACAGAAGGAAAGCAGGCAGCUAUGCACUGAAAAGUUACUUGUCCAGGCUGAACACAAAUUCAUUCUGGAAUACCUGACCAACAAGACUGAGGAGUACAGAAAGCAGCCCAUUAAGAUGUGGAACAACUAUGUACAAAAAAGUGAGGAGAUUGAACUACGGAGGCAGGAGGCAACCUCAAGAUAUGGGAAACAAACUUCAGUGCUUAAAGCAGAGCUCUUGCAGAAGGAAAAGACCCAAAGCCUUCUGAAACACCAGCUGAAGGCAAUGAAGGACAUUUUAAUAUUAAAGGAAAAACAGGAGAUAGAAAUGCUGGCAUUGCAGGAGGAGAAAAGGAAAGUCCAAGAUGAGACAGCUGCAAAGACACAGGAAGUACAGGUCCAGAUCCUCCAGGAAAAAGCACUACUGGAGAAACAACUGAGUGAGCCAGACAUAAGCCAGUUGGGAAAGAGAAAAAGAAGAGAGCUUAAAAGGAAGAACCAGGCCUUGGAGUUGGCAGCAAAGCAGUAUACUCUUGAGUUCUACCGUGGCAUCAACAGAGAGAACCAACAGUUACAGAAGGAUCUACAGGAGCUAAUUCAGCAAUCCCAGGAGUUGGUGGCUUGUCAAAGCCAAUUAAAAAACAGGAAACAGCAACUGCAGCAAGAACAGUGGUACCUGGAGGGCUUAAUCCGGGGAAGGCAACGAAUGCAAGGAAGGUAUAAUUGGUGCCUAAAAGGACAGGAUGCUCCAAAGACCACACUGACCCCUCCUCUAGGCACCAAAUCAAGGAUUAAUCCCAAAUAAUUCCUAAAGUAACACUGAUUAAAUAAGCGCUGGAGCAGGUACUCUUAGGUGCUACAUAAACCCAGUUAAGAAGCUUUUUGGAUCUAAUUGCUAUGGCAAGAUGUCUAUCAUGAUGUGUAGGUGUGAAGGAUUGGGUGCUUUUUUUCAGCAGUACUGCUUCAUAUUUGUGACUGGCUUCCCUUAACCCUUCCUCUAAGUAGCUCUUGUUAAUAAACAGGAUGUUCCACAAACCUCCACAGUUAUGAUCCUAAUACCCAGCCGCUUACCAAACACCCUGUACUUCAAACUCACUCAAGAUCAACUUGAGGUGAGAAGAAAAGUUGUGAUUUAUUUCAUCUACCUUAGAUUUGUUAAUAGAGAAAGCACCUUUAAGGAUAGUGUUUCAGAUUUCAUAUAGUGCUUUCAGCUCUGUAAAUAACCCGGUAUCAGUUUAUCCUCAUUCCUUUUGACCAACUCAGCACACAAAGGCAAAGGCAAAAAGUGUUUUUAAGCCUUUUUUUGUUUGUUUAUGCCAGUGACCGGUAGAUGCUUCUGUGGUUUUUUCCAUGAAGCAAAAAGUACUCAACAGCAAGUCCACUAAGUGCUAGGUCUAAUGCUAACCCCACCUCCCCAGUUUUAGCUUCGAAUAAAUUGAGAAACUAAGAGAGGAGGAAGGGGACAUACAUUAGGUCAACAGUUGUUUUGGAAAUGUUUUCCAUGAGGAAACACCUACGGCAUCAAUGACAUGACUGGAUGCCUCUGCUUGUUUAAGAAAAUGUAUCAAAAGAAAGUUUUAAGAUGUUUGGGCAAUUUUUAAGUCUUGUGCCAUCUGUUGUUAUCCCGUUUCCAUAGCAGCACUCUAAAUUCUAUGACAAGUAAAAUUAGUUAAUAUUAAUUGGGUUUAGAUCAUUUAUUCUAUUUUCUCACUACACGUACACUUUGUAGUACAUGAAAUCCCUUUUAUAAUCAAUGUGUGCCAUAUAUUUAUGUCCAUUUUAUACAACUGGGAAUAAUUUUACUAAAUUAGUAUAGAUUUUAACAUAGUUGUAUUUUUUGCAUUUAUGACAUAUUUAUAUUUAAACCUGUGAUUUACUUAAAUGCUGAAUUCUAGUUCAGGAAUAUAACCCCUUCUUUUAACAUUGCUCUUCUAUGGAAAAUAUAAACAACUUAUGUUUUUCAAAAACUGUUAAUGAAACAUUCCAAAAUAAUUUUCCUGAAUUGUUUUAUUCAUGCAUAAAAUGAAUGCAUUUAAAAUUGGAUUUUUAAAAAAAGGAUCCUCCCUUGAAGUGCCUCUUACUUCUAGCUUUAAUAGUUUUUGUUAAAUAUGUAGAAUUUUUUAUUAAAUAAAGAUCUACUUAGAAUUAUAAUUUAUCUAGCUUUUUUUUUUACUAUUUUAAUAUAUUUUCUACUUUAUCACACUUCUUACCCUUUCUGCACGUCUUAUUCAUACUAGUGUGCAAAAAGUAAAACUGCAGUUUUAAUACGGAGGAGCCCUGGUGGCACAAUGGUUAAGAGCUUGGCUGCUAACCAAAAAGUUGGCCGUUUGAGUUCACCAGCUGCUCCUUAGAAGCCCUAUGAGACACUUCUGUUCUGUCCUGUAGGGUCCCUAUGAGUUGCAAUCAACUUGAUAGCAAUGGAUUUGGUUUGGUUUUGGUUUAAUACAGAAAUUAGGACUUCAAAUAUCAUGCAGGUACCUUAACCAUAUACUUAUUCAUGAGCUACAGGUACAGGAAGACUGAAUUUGAAAAGCAUGAUAUCCAAAGCAAGUUUGAGCCCCUAUUCUCUGUGAAUGCAAAAGCCCUAAGAAAACAUAUACCGCACCUAAGGCUGACCAGGAGUCACAAAGGAGGUACCUUAGACUCUUUUCCUUCUGCUGUUAAUCCCCCUCCUGCAGUUGCCGUCCCAAUUUUCUCUUUCAGGAGUGGGUAUCUUCCAUCUGAUCUGUUUAUUUUUACUUCCUAUCAUCCCAGUUGAAGGAGCCCUGGUGGCACAGUGUAUAAAGCACUCAGCUGCUAAAAGGUCGGCAGUUUGAACCCACCAGCUGCUCUGCAGGACAAAGAUGUUCCAUAGAUUACAGCCUUAGAAACCCGAUGAGGCAGUUCUACUCCAUCCUAUAAGGUCACCAGGAGUUGGAAUCGAUUCAACGGCAGUGUUUUGGUUUUUGGGGUUUUUUUUUUUUGUAUCACUCCAGUUAAAUGAUGUGGUGGAUUGCUUGUGGUUUCUCCUUUCAGAGUGAAUAAAGGCGUAAAGAUUUUAAAGGGCGAAUCAUAUCUGAAAUCCACACCCUCAACUUAGUAGGGGGCCAACUCAUUUCAAUCUAUUUUUUGUCUGCUUUGCUAUGAAGAAAAUUAAACAGAGUGAUGUUACAGAAAGUGACUUUAAACAGCAAAGAUUUCUAAGGUGAAAUGUUGGCUGAGACCUGAAUAAGCUGAAGCCCACAGUGCAAAAAACCAGAAGAAACUGUUCCAGGCACAACGGUGAAUGCAAAGGCUCUAAGAAGGUGGGAAUAAGCUUGAUAUGUUCAAUGAACAAAGGUCUGUGUGGCUGAAGUGCAGGUGGGGAAUGGGUAGUGGGGCAGGAAGCUAGUAAGGUUAGCAGGAAGGCCUGAUUGGCCACUGUAAAGGGUUUGAAUUCUAUUCUACAAGCAGUGGGAAACCAAUAGGCUUUUACAAUGAAUGAGGUCUGAAUUACAUUUUUAAAAACACUCUUGCCACCCUAUGGAGAAUGUGCCCAAGUCAGUAAAAAGUAGAAACAAGGACAUCAAUCAGGAAGCUAUUGUAGCCUAGACAAGAGGGAAAGAUGGUCUGGAUUACCAUGGUAGAAAUAGAAAAACAAAUUAGGGAUUUUUUUGGUGGUAGACAAGACUUGCUAAUGAAUUCACUUUGAGAAACUAAAAAAAGAAAGAUCAAGGAAAACUAUGUUUAUGGCCCCAGCAUCUGAACAGUGGUGCUGAAGGGGAGAAGACAUGGGGAAACAGACCACAGGGUGAGGGAAAUUAAAGGUUAAGAUGAAGCAGAAGUAAAAUUUAUAGUGUUCCGUUUUAAGAAGAUGAGCAGAAUGUAUUUUUCCUUGAUGUGUAUGUGAACUGCUUUUUAAAAUAUUUCAGGCAUACAAAAAUAUAGAAAACCAUAACUCAUUAUCUACCUUAAUAAUUACAACUUUGAGGGACAGAGUUGCAUGGGUGGGGGUCUGGGGACCAUGGUUUCAGGGAACAUCUAGGUCAACUGGCACAACGACAUUUAUUAAGAAAAUGUUCUGCAUCCCAUUUUGGUGGGUGGUGUCUGGGGUCUUGAAAGCAGCCAUUUGAGAUACAUUAAUUGGUCCCAACCCACCUGGAGCAAAGGAGAAUGAAAAACACCAGAGACACAAGAAAAAAAUAGAAGCCUAAGAGACAGACAGGGCCACAUAAACCAGAGACACCAUCAGCCUGAGACCAGAAGAACCAGAUAGUGCCUGGCUACCACCAAUGACGGCCCUGAGAGGGAACACAACAGUCUCUGAUGGAGCAGGAGAGAAGUGGGGUGCAGAACUCAAAUUCUAGUAAAAAGACCAGACUUAAUGCUCUGAGACUGGAGGGAACCUGGAAGACAUGGCCCCCAGACUCUCUGUUAGCCCAGAACUGAAACCAUUCCUGAAGUCAACUCUUCAGACAAAAAUUCGACUGGACUAUAAGACAUAAAAUGAUACUCAUGAAGACAGUGCUUCUUACCUCAAAUAGAUACAUGAGACUAAAGGGGCAGCUCCUGUCUGAAGGUGAGAUGAAAAGGCAAAAAGGGACAGGAGGUGGUUGAAUGGACAUGGGAAAUCCAAAGUGGAAAGGAGGAAUGUGCUGUCACAUUACAGGGAGAGCAACUAGGGUCAAAUAACAAUAUGUGUAUAAACUUUUGAAUGAGAAACUAACUUGAACUGUAAACUUUCAGUUAAAGCAUAAAAAAAACCUAUUAGACUGAAAGUAAAAAUAAAAGAAUUACAAAUUCAACUGAAAUCCCUUCUGAAUCCCAGAAGCAUUAUACUGAAUUUGAUGUUUAUCAUUCUUGUGCAUGUUUUCAGGCUUUUACUUUAUAUACAUAUAUCUGUAAACUAGUGUUUUUACAUGUUUUUAAACCUUAUAUAAAUAAUACCCUUGAUGUGUUUGACCACGUGCUUUUUCCAGACAUUAUUUUUGGGAUUUAUACAUGAUGAUACAAGAAACCCUAGUUAAUUUUAUAGCUGUAUAGUAUUCCACUGUGUGGCUGUACCAAAAUUUAUCCAUUCUCUUGAUGGACAAUUAGGUUGUGUAUUAGAGUAGGCUAAAGUGCUGUGACAGACCAAAGAACAUAUGAUGUCUCAAAUAAUAGAGAUUUCUUUCUUGUUCAUGUAACAGUCACAUAAUAGUCUAAGAUGGAUGCUCCUGGUUGGCAAGUGGUUCCUUGUCAGGGUGAUUCAGAGUCCAUUUUGUGCUCUGCCAUCCCUUAGGGCCUCCUCAUCAUCUGCAUCUAGCAGGAGGAAGGGGAAAGCAAGCAUGGACGCACACUCACUCUUUUAAAAGUUCCAGCAAAGAAGUGACACUCGCAUUCCACUGGAGAGAAGUUAGCUGGUUAUACCUUAAAAGAAAAAAUCCAUUUCCAUCAAGUCGAUUCCAACUCAUAGCAACCCUAUAGGACGGAGUAGAACUGCCCCAUAGAGUUUCCAAGGAACACCUGAUGGAUUCGAACUGCCAGACCUUUUGGUUAGCAGCCAUAGCACUUAACCAUUACGCCAACAAGGCUUCCAGGUACACCUUACCACUCGGGGAAUAAGAGCCUAGUAUUUGUCCUAUAAUUCUAUUACUUUGCAAGGUGAGAGCAUAUUCUGGUAGACAGCUAGUGGUUUCUACCACAGGGUGUUUUCAUCUCUUAUGAACUAUCCUGCAAUAAUCAUUCUUGUUUAUGUCUUCUGGUAUACCUGGGCAAGAAGAGUGUCUCUUUAUAUACCUAGGAGUAAAACUGCCGAGUCUUAGGGAAUAUAUUCAACUUUACUAGGUAUUGCCAAAUUGUUUUCAAAGUGAUUGUACCAAUUUACACUCUAAACCAUGUAUUAAAGUUCUUACUGCUCCACAGUCUAGCUAUACUUGAUACUGUCAAACUCAGUAUAUGUUAUUCUAAUGAGUUUUUUAAAAAUAAACUUAAAAACUCAAUAGAGUGAUUAGGAUUGUCCUGUCUCCUAUGGUGAUCCCUGGCCUCAGGAAGGAAAAAGAAAGGGAGCACCUGCAAGGGCCCUGAAUGAGACUGGGCAACUUUCCUAUAAUAAUUCAUUUUAAUCUCAAACAAAUUAUUCAUUUUCAUGAGCACACAGAAUCCAGGAGAUAAAGCAUUACUGAGACAACUGCAUUUAGAACUUAUUUCAAACUCAUACCUAUCCCCCAACCAUCUUCUUACCCCCAUUUACUGUGUCAGCAAGGAGUCAAGUGGCAGGCCAGAGUCAAUGAACAACUGGAAACAGCAUUCUAACGAAGAGUCAUUUAUUUCUUUUGUCAUUGCCAAACAUUCCCCGAGUCUUACUCACCAGAAAUUAACAUAGCUUCUUCAUUUCUCCUCCCUGGCAACCUUAUCUUCUGAAAAGGCUUUAAGGACACAAUUGCCAAUGAAAAUGUAGAGUGGAUAUACCAGGUACUUCACUUGUUUCAAAACUACCUAUUCUGGCAGUAUCCAAAUCAGGUUUCAAUGCUCCCUAGUUUGAAAGUGGUCUUCACAAAAGCCCACGUCUUAAAGCUAUGUGGAGAAGCGCAAAGAAGGACAGAGAGUUAAAGAAUGGUUAACAGCCUUUCAGAAUUUGAAAAGGUAGUACAUGUCCUUAUCAAGGUUAAUGGUCCCUUAUUUUUUAUGUGGCAUAUGCCACAAAAAUAGGGAAGAAUAUAUAAGAUCAAUAUUAAUGGAAAAAGGGGAAGAGAAUCCAGAAGCACGACAGGAAAGCUGCUAUAACCGAUGUUUCAGAGAAAGACAGCAUCCAAGAGAAACAGCCCAUUAGACAAAACCAGGUGGGCAUGAGGUACAGAAAAAGAAUUUUUCUUUUCAGCUCCACAUAAAUAUCUACAUCUGGUAUCAAAGUCUCAGGACAUAAAGAGGACAGAACUUCAUAGAAGGGCAAUAUUCUCAGAAAUUUCAGAGACAAGAGGAGGGCUAAAAGGAUAGAUGAGGACCUUGGGGGUUUAGACUAGCAAGUGAGGUAAAGUCCAGGGGAGAAGGAAUGUGUACCUUGCCAAUAUUAGUGUAUCACCAGGAGCACUGUGCCAAAACAUCAGGGGCAAUGUGAUAGUUCUCAAUCCCUAAGAUCAAGGGAGCAGGCUACAUGACGGCACUAACCAUAGCAACACAUGAGAUCUCAAGCCCCAGAAAAGGCGAGACAGUAUUUAUUGCUUCUUCUACUUUCUUCUUUCUAGUCAUUUUAAUGUUUACUCUUAAGCCUGCUUAUCAUGCUUGUGGUCUAGUUAGUCACUGCUACUUAGAAUAAACAAAGCAUUUCCCAGUAUAACCAGAGUAGGGCAGUUCUAACUUUUUCAAACCAAGUCCAUUUUCUUACUUUCUAUUCUAAAACCAUACUGGGUUGUUAAAACUGUAACAAAAAGCCCCCAUAAAAUUUGUUUCCCAAGGAGAUGGGGUAACCUUAUUACAUGAAUGAUAACAGUUCUAGCUUCUAGACUUACUAUAUCACAAACGCAAAAUGAUAAAUUAGUUAUGGUUUUAAAAAUUAGUUUGGAAUUGUUUUAUAAGCUAGAUGAUGGAGUGGCUACUAAAUCAAUGGAGCUUCCAAGAACAUUUUACACUCCAGGAAGGAAAGAACACCAAAAAGAUUUCUUAGUUUUAUAGAGGGCAAAAGAGGCCUAUAGUUGGCCUUAAGAGGGAGCUCUUUGGGCAAGAUAAGAGUCAGAAAAACAAGAGGACUCCAAUAAGGAAUAGCAAGAAAACCUACCGGAAAGGCGGGGGUAGGGAAAACAGGGAAAUCUACACAGAAGGAAGAAGCUGAGAAAGUCACAAACAACCGAAAAAGUACAUUUCUCUCCGCUCAGCCCCCCCAAGACUCAGUCCUCCCAGCACAGGUCCCCAUCACAGAAUCCAGGAGCUAAAGCAUUCACCCUCCCAGGAGUGCACUCACACUGCCUGCCUAUUUCCUCCCUCGUUUAUGAUGAGUAUUUGAGGGUUUUACUUUCUGGAAAUGUGCUGGCACUGGCUCCCGCUCUGGCUCCUUACAGGAGGUCGACACUACCAGUUGCUCAUUACUCUGCCUCUGAUCCUUCCCUACUCUAAGACUCAGCUCUGUCUCAGAAUGCUCAGCACCAGGCUGCUGCCGCCUUCUUAGAGACCUUCUGCUCCUGUGCUGCUGCAUCCGCUUUUCUUCUUCUUGCUGCCGCUGCUUUAUCUUCAUCAGCUUUUCAAAGCUUUUGGUUGUUGUUGGGUUUACAACAAACCAGUCCUAGAGGCAAAACAGAAAAAUCAUUCAAAGACAUAAUGGAAAGCAUAAAAAAGGGGUGUGGGAAGAAUAAAAAAGGCAUAAUUAAGACGGAACACAGUAAGGAGGAAACAAUAUGGAACCAAAACUUAGAUGUCUGUAUUUUAAGUUGGAGAAAUUCAAGAUACAAUAGUCAUUGUAAGUAAUAAAUGUGUAAGACAUGAUUCUGGAUACUUAACAUCUGACCUACAAAAUCUGCUUAGCAUUGUCUCACCCAUUUAUCUCCUUCAGUAAAAAUCACAUCAUGAGAUGUCAAACUAUGAGCCAUAAAAUAUUUUUAUUUCAUGAUAAUGUAGUAGUUAAGAGUAACAAUUUUGCAGCCAGACUGCCUGGGUGCAAAUUCCAGCUCUGUUUCUAGCUAUGUAACCAUGGGCAAAUUAACUUAACCCCUUUGAGCCUCAGUUUUAAAAAUUAAAGGGCAAGGGACAUGGACUCCAAUUAUGCCAAAAAUUAAAAAAAGAAGUCAAAUCUAUUCAUAUGAGAAGUCUUCUAGCUCUAAUAACUUAUAGGAAAUACCUGGGGUAGAAGAACACCACCACAGGGAUGCAAUCAGUAAAAUUCAGAACGUGAGUAAUUACAUGUGAAAAUUCAGUUUCUUCAACAAAUAAAUGGCAAUGGAAAAACAAAAAAAAGGAAGGGGAAACUUCUAGACCUAGACUGUCCAGUGAGGUAGCGACAAGCCACCUGUGGCUAAUGAGCUCUUGAAACAUGGCCAAUCUAAACCGAGAUAUACUUUCAAUAUAAAACACACAUCAAACUUCAGAGACUUAGUAUAGAAAAAAAAAAUGUAAACUAUCUCAAUAAUCUUUAUUGAUUACGUGUAAAACGAUGCACUGGAUAUACUGGGUUAAAUAAAACAUGUUAAAAUUAAUUUCACCUAUUUUCCUUAUGCUUUUUUGAAGUGGCUACUAAUGUGGUUACUAGAACAUUUUAAAUUACAUACAUGGCUCACGUUACGUUUCUAUCGGAUAGUGCCGCUCUAGAUUAAAACACAGUUUGUGCACCUUUUUUAGAUCCUGAUUUGAACUAGCCAACUCUGAAAAAAAUGAGACAAUCAGGGAAAUUUAAAUAAUGAUUAGAGAAUCAACUUAAUUUUUAUAGGUGUGAUGAUGGUUGUGGUUUUGUUUUUAAAAGCCCUUAUUUUUUAUAGCUAUAUACCAAAGCAUCUCAGCUGCAAUGGUAUCUGGGAUUUGCUUUAAACCAGGCUUUAAGGGAGAAGAAGUGAGUGGGCUUAUAAAAAAUACGAUUGGUCAUACACUGAUGACUGCUGAAGCUGGCUGGCAGAUACAUUAGGUUCAUUAUACUGUUCUCUCUCUUUUCGUGCAUUUCAACAUUUUCAUAAUUUCAAAAAGACAAAAAAAAAAGUAGUGUAAGAAAACGUAAGGCAGGGAGGGAAAAAAAGGAUGAAAAUGUUCGAUGACUACAUAAAAUUCGUUAAAAAAAAAAAAAAAAACCUCGUUGCCGUGGAGUCAAUUCCAACUCAUAGCAACCCUAUAGGACAGAGUAGAACUGGCCCGUUGGGUUUCCAAGAAGCACCUGGUAGAUUCAAACAGUCAACUUCUGGUUAGCAGCCGGACUCUUAACCACUAUAGCACCAGGGUUUCCAAAAAUAUAGGCAUAAAUCAUUGAAAAAACUAACUGAAAUAAAGAUCUUUGCUGACGCCAAUUUUUUUAGGAAGAAACUGGAGAGGUUAGUCAACUCUACAAAGGGCAAAUUUGAUCAGGAGAUAAUUAUCUUUCAAACACUUCCUGACACAUGAAAAGUUCACUAUAUACAAAAGAUGUGACUGCCCUCCUGAGAAAUCUGAUUCUGGAAAUGGGCUCCCAAAGCUUAAAUCAAUAAAGCAACAGAAACCAUAUUUGAUGAAACAAGUUAAAGCCCACCUGUUAAUAACUGGAGCCCUGGUGGCACAGUGUUAAACCUCAGCUGUUAACCAAAAGGUCAGCAGUUCAGAUCCACCAGCCACUUCCUGGAAAUCUUAUGCCGCAGUUCUACUUUGUCCUAUAGGGUCGCUAUGAGCCAGAAUUGACUCAACGGUAAGGGGUUUGGUUUUGGUUUGUUAAGCACUAUUAAAUUUGAGGGCAGAAAACAGCUGAAGGUGCUCACUGUAUUUUUCCCAACAUACAGUUUCUACAGCAUGAUAUUCUAAGAAACAAACAUUCUUAUUCCUUUAGCCUCUGUAAUAAAAACCCACUGCUGUCGAGUUGAUUCCAACUCACAGCAACCUUAUAGGGUAGAGUCGAACUGCCCUAUAGGAUUUCCAAGGCUGUAAUCCUUAUGGAAGCAGACCGCCACAUCUUUCUGCCACAGAGCAGCUGGUAGGUUCGAACUACCAACCUUUCCGUUAACAACCCAGAAUUUAACCACUGCACCACCAGGGCCCCUGCUUUUGUAGUAAUGGUAUUUAAUUACAUAACAAGCAAUCUUUGUUCACCUGUACUACUAAAAACUUCCCCCAGGAGAAAACUCUUGACCUCCUGAGCUUUAAAUCAUUUUUACACGGUGUUUUUUCUUAUUUUUUAAUUUUGAAAACUUACACACCUUCAGAAAAGUUGUAAUAGUUCAAUGAACACAUGUAUAUCCUUCACCUAGAUUUACCAUUAUUAAUCUUCCUUCCUUUCCUUCCUUCCUUACUUUGCUGAAUUAUGUACAAGUUAGUUGCCAACAUGAUACUUUAUCCAUAAAUACUUCAGCACAUGUAUGCCUAAGAACAAGAGCAUUCUCUUGCAUUAACUGCAAUUCAAUUAUCACACUGAUACAAUAUUAUUAGUUAGUAUACUCAGUAUUCAAAUCUUCCCAAUUGUCUCAAUAGUAUCUUUUAUGGCUGUUUUCAUGCAGUAUUUUAUACAGCAUUAAAAACAGGUUGCUGGAGGAUGUUAGGAUACUAGAAAACAUAGAAGUAUACAGAUUCCUGUAAAACAAGAAUCCCAAAGAGAGAAAUUCAAUCUGGUUCCCAAAUGCCUGAUCUAAGAGGAUUAACAGAAGAGCUCCCAGGUGCUCACACUCACAUUUCACAUUACCAAUGCUUUCACAGAAAAAUACAACCAAAUGUUUAAUGUUAGAGAUCAUUUUAACUUCAAUGUCUCUGGUAACUGCUUUAGCGUUACUCUUCUUUAAAGUCCUGUCCUACAAAAACAAGAAAAAAUCCACUCUCUUGUGGCUUACACGCAGGGUCCAGACUCAUAAAAACAUGGGAAAACAGGGCCUCACCUCGGCAUGGACAGAGUUGAUGUGAUACUUGACACCACUCUCUGACACAAAUUCUUUCUGACACAGAAGACACUUGUAUUUUCCAGCCACAAAGUUUCCCUAUUUCCAAAAGAGGAUAAAAAAAAAAAUAGAGUUUUUGGUAAAUUCAGGGAGACACACCUGGGCCAUGUGUAGAAAUAGUUAGGUCUGUAAAGAGGGGACCUACUUCAGCACAAGAAAGAAGGAAAAAGAUUCAAACAGUAAUACUUAGGUGAACCACCUUGGACAGACUAUCACCAAUAGAAACAUAUUCUAAUGGACUUCUAUGCCAAAUACUCACCCCACCCUCAACACACCUGAAGUUCUACUUUUGUUACGUAACACCAGAUUUUCCUACCUUCCUAUGUCUUUCACUUCACUGCCAGGUUCUCUUGGUUUCUUCCAAGAGACUCAGAAACUGACUCCAAGGAUUCAGAACUAGGAUUAAGAUGGCAAACUCCUAAGCGUUCCUUGACAGACUGGCUUGUAUGCCUACAACUCCCUUGUUGCCUUGAACUGAGACCUCUCUCCCCUACUGAAGCUUCAGGUUUCCAUGGUGUUCAUUUUGUGAAUGGGGUUGGGAAGUGACAGCGAUCCCCAUGGCUGAUGGGUUGUAGGAAGCGUGGGUCAACAUGGAAAAGGUUCAGUGAAGUGAAUCGCUGUUAGUCUGAUCUACUAUCCUACCUCCUAUCCCCAGAGGCCAGUACAGUUUUGAUGAGUUUAGGAGAUUUUCACCAAUCCAUGUAAGCACGUAUAAGUUGAUUCUAUAAAGUUUAACGCCCAAUAUGACAGGGCAGGCCCAAUGUGAGACAGGCUCGGGGUUAAGGAGCUAAGGCCCUGAUGGGGACUCAGAACUAAUAUAUUUUUCUACAAAUUCCUUUAACUGAUCUGACUUAUGGUUCUGUUGGCCUUCUCUGAGUUUGGAUGUGCCCUGGCAUCCCACCCAAUAACAGUCCAAUAAUCUUCGGGACGUAAAAAACUAAACAAGUCUCUGAACAUAACAGUAAACAGGACAACUAGCAGUUCACCUGAACCAAAUUCUCUUCAAUGUCAGACUAUUUUAAAGCACAUGUUAAAUAUUAGAUUCAGAACUUUACAAACCAAUGUGCAAGAGCCCAGGUGAGCUUUAAGGCCAGAUACACUACUGUAGACAGCCUCGCAACCCUGGAAAAAAAGAAGAUAUAAGGUGAAGACUAUGCCAAACAGCAUCCUUCUCUUAGCAAUUUGUGCAUUUCCACUGAUCUGGAAGAAGACCAAUAAAUAGCACCAUAAACCAAACAGAAAAAGAAAUCUACAACAUGCAAGUCACAAAAGCAAGAAGGAAAACUCUAAAAACGUAAAAGAAAAAAAAAGUGAGCAGGUAGUAGAGCUGAUUAGAAACGUUUAAGCCAUUCCCUUCCCUGGUACUUUCUCUGACACUUAGAGAAAAACAGAAUAUUAUACAGCUAGGUUUUUAAAAAAGUCUGUAUUCUGUAAGUGCAAACGUGUCUCCUAUCAAUUUUAUAGCUACUCCUCCCCAAAGUGCUACACAUACAGUUGUGGUAGAUUAAAGAUGGCUGCAAAUUCUCUGCCACUCAUCCCACCCGGAGAUGUAUUUCCUCUCCCCUUGAAUCCAAGCUAGCCCUGGGAUUGCUCUGACAAACAGAAUGCCACAACAGUGAUGAAGUGCAAUUUGUGAGUCUAGGCCAUGAGAGACCUGCAGCUUCUGCUUUCACGUGCUACAAACUCUCUCUCAGAAGUCAGCCGCCAUGUACCCUGCUGGUAGGCCAACGACCUGCUGGAAAGAGAGGCCGUGGGGAAAGUCGAGCUCCCAGCUAACUACGACCCCAUGAGUGAUCCAGCAAAUGCCAUGCAAAGCAGGAGAACUGUCCCACUAAGCCCUGAGAGAAUUACUGAUGUAGAGAAUUAUGAACAAACAAAAAAAUUAUUUUAAGCCAUGAUGGUUUGGGUGCUCUGUCACAAAACAAGAAACAACUGAAGUAAGUACAGAUACUUAAAAAAAAUUUACUGAAUAAAUGAUUGAGAAAGAACCACCUGGUUAGGACACUGGAUGCGAUGAUACUUCUUGACCUCUAACUUCCAUUUGUGUAGUACUUCCUGGCUGAAGGUAGGUAGCCCAGGGCGGGUAUACUUUAACUAUAAGACAAGAAACAAUUUAUUGGAGGACUCCAAUUCCCAAUCAAAAUACCCCAAAUAUUCAAACCCAACUCUUCAGCCCAACUAAUUCUAGAGUUCUACAAGUAUAUCCUCACGUAUAUUAAAAAAAAAAAAAAAAAAAUUUUUUUUUUAAUGUAAGACCCUCUGAGUGGAAACCCUGGUAGGGUAGUGGUUAAGUGGGUUAGCAGUUGAAAUCCGCCAGGCACUCCUUGGAAACUCUACAGGGCAGUUCUACGCUGUCCUACAGGAUCGCUAUGAGUCGGAAUCGACUUGACAGCACUGGGUUUGGUUUGGUUUCGGAAAGACCCUCUGAAGUUUCUGAUACUGAUAAGCAUAACUGUUUAUAGACUUAAAAGAGUUUGAUUUUUUAGAAAGCAUACAAGACUUUCAGAUAUAACACGUCAUCUAUACUUAAAAAAAAAACCCAAGUGAUAAAAUCUUAUACACAAUUAACUAGCAUUUUGGGGAAAAAAAAAAAGAUACAAAUAUGCCUCCAUAUAUUCACUCAAUAUAAAUAUAUUUAGAUGGGUAAAAAGUUAGAAGGCUAUAAACCAAAAUGCUCAUAGUGGUAUUCUUCCAGUAGUACAAUUCUGGGUGAUUUUAAUAUUUUUCCCUCCUUGCCUACAUUUAUAAUUUUUUUCAAUGAUGUUAUGUUAGCUUUUACAUUUUUAAAGUUCUAGAAGAAAAAAAUAAAAAUUCGAGGCAGACCCAAGACGGCGGAAUAGACAGGUGCUUCCAGCGAGCCCUCUUACAACAAAGAUGUAAAAAAACAAAUGAAAGAAGUAUACUUAUCACAAGCUAGGAGCCCUGAACAUCAAAGGCAAGCUUAGAAAACAAACUGAGGGGCAGGGGGAGGAACAGACGGUUCAGAAGCAGAGGGGAGUUAUCGGACCUGAAUCACAGGGAGCCCUCAGGCACCAAUCCCGGGAGAAGCAGCGGCAGGCUGGUACUAGCUUUCGGCUACAGUUUCCUCAGGGAAAAGCUGCCAGCUACCCAGCCUACUCACACCUCCAGAACCAGAGAAGAACGGCACUCUCAGCAAAACCUAAGUACUUGCGUAUAUUUUACUGUGCCCCAACCAGCAAGCCAGCUUCAGUGGCUGAUUUCCCUGGGCCUGAGAUAGGUCCUGUUGAGUGCCUAGAGCCAUCCUCCUACCCUUGGAGAAGGAAUAAUUUGCAACUGGGUGAAAAGAUAAUUUGCCAGCUCUACUGGUUGGGGGAGCUCAGGACAGAAGCGGCUCCUGUACAGGCAUAGAUGGUCUGUGGACUUUGAGUCCUUUCCCCUCUGUACGAACCUGUGUAAGCCUAUUUCAGGACAACAGGCCCUUGUUGGCAGACUCCAACCAUUUCAGCUGUGCAGCAGAGAGGUGGGUGUUUGAUGUUUGACAUUGCUUUGCCUAUUAAACAGGGUCCUCACCUACCCACAUCAGGGGCCUGAGGGCCGGUAGCACUACUCACGUCACCCAGCCACCCACAGCAGGGGUUCAAGGAUAACUGGUACCUCCCCGUCCUUACAACCAAAAACACUGGGUGCCCAUGGUCCGUCUGCAGUACUCACCCACCUGCACGCUCUAGGGCAGAGAGAGACGUUUCCCUCAGAGACGUGGGGGAUGAUUCUCAGCCCCCUGCUUUGUUCAGAGUGUGACUCUCUGCUGCAACCAGAUACUGGUACCUACACCAAUCACCCCUGCCCCUCUGAGAAUGCAGGACAGAGCCUGUACCACACACUUGAUGAUCAGCUACCUGGACACCUGAGCUGAAUUCAUACAAGAAAAAUGAACAGACUCCUAGACUCAUAAAGCUGACAACAGCUCUGGCCAUCUGGGGAUACGAUGUAAGAGCUCAAAACAUGAAAAUAAUCAAACUAGCUCACUCAAGCAACCCAUUUGGGCAUAUCAAAACAACACAAAGGAAGAAGCUAUGACACAGUAAGCAAACAUAAAAUAAACUAAUACAAUAACUUAUACAUGACUCAGAGACAACACUCAAUACCAAGCCAUAUAAAGAAACAGACUGUGAUCACCUCAACAAGCACUCAAAAUAAAGAAUCAAUGGAUCUUCUAGAUGAAACUGCCUUCCUGGAAUUACCAGAGGCAGAAUACAGAAUAUUAAUACACAGAAUCCUUCAAUACAUCCGGAAGGAAAUCAGGCAAUACACAGAACAAGCCAAGGAACACACAGACAAAGCAAUUGAAGAAAUUAAAAAGAUUAUUUAAUAAACUGGAAAAAUCCAUAGACAGCAACCAGAAAUUCAGAAGAUUAACAAUAAAAUUACAGAAUUAGACAACUCAAUAGAAAGGCAGAGGAGCAAAACUGAGCAAGUGGAAGGCAGAAUUUCUAAACGUGAAGAUAAAGCACUUCGCACUAAUAUAGCUGAAGAAAAAUCAGAUAAAAGAAUUUAAAAAACUGAAGAAACCUUAAGAAUCAUGUGGGACUCUAUCAAGAGUAAUAACCCAUGAGUGAUUGGAAUACAAGAACAGGGAAGGAUAAGAGAAAACUGUUGGCAGAAAACUUCCCUGAUAUCAUGAAAGAUGAGAAGAUAUCUAUCCAAGAUGCUCAUCGAACUCCACGUGAGGUAGGUUUUAAAAGGAAGUCACCAGUACGUAUUAUACUCAAACCUGCCAAAACCAAAGAUAAAGAGAGAAUUUUAAGAGUAGACAGGGAUAAACAAAAAGGCACCUACAAAGGAAAAUCAAUAAGAAUAAACCCGGAUUACUUGGCAAAAACCAUGCAGGCAAGAAGGCAAUGGGAUGACUUAUACAAAAAGUUGAAAGACACAAAUUGCCAGUCAAGAAUCAUGUAUCCAGCAAAACUGUCUAUUAAAUAUGAAGGUGAAAUAAGGACACUUCCAGAUAAACAGAACUUUAGGAAAUUUGCAAAAAACCAAACCAAAACUACAAGAAAUACUAAAGGGAGUUCUUUGGUUAGAAAAUCAAUAAUACCAGGUAUCCACCCAAGACUAGAACACUGGGCACAGCAAUCAGAAGUCAACCCAGACAGGGAAAUUACAAAAAUAAAUCAAGAUUAAAAAAAUGCUCAAAAAAGGAAAACAGCGAUAUUAUUAUGUAAAAGAAGACAACAUUAAAACAAAGAGGGACUAAGAAAUGUAGUUAUAGAUCUUCCACAUAGAGAGGAACACAAGGCAAUACAAAGAAGUAAAAGUUAGUUUAAAAUUUAGAAAAAUACAGGUAAAUAAUAAGGUAACCACGAAGUAAACAAACUACCCAACACAUCAAAAUAAAAUACAAGAAAAAAAUAGAGACUCAGCAGAAACAAACAACAACGAAUAUGAGGAAAGGACAAUAUAUAAUCUACUCAGCAUAUAAAAUUAAGUGGGAAAAAGAAACUAUCAACAACGCACAAAAAAAGACAUCAAAAUGAUAGCGCUAAAUUCUUACCUAUCAUAAUUACAGUGAAUAUAAAUGGACUAAAUUCUUAACUAUCAUAAUUACGCUGAAUGUAAAUGGACUAAAGGCAUCAAUAAAGACACAGAGAAUGGCAGAAUAAAUUCGAAAACAAUCCGUCUAUAUGCUGCCUACAAGAGACACACCUUAGACUUAGACACAAAAACAAACUAAAACUCAAAAGAUGGGGAAAAAUAUAUCAAGCAAGUAACAAUCAAAAAAAGAGCAGGAGUGGCAAUAUUGAUUUCUAACAAAAUAGACUUUCAAGUUAAAUCCAUUAUAAAGGAUAAGGAAAGACACAUAUAAUGAUUAAAAGGACAAUAUACCAAGCAGAUAUAACCAUAUUAAAUAUUUAUGCACCCAAUGACAGGGCUGCAAGAUACAUAAAACAAACUCUAUCGGCACUGAAAAGUGAGACAGAGAGUGCCACAAUAACAGUAGGAGACUUCAACACGACACUUUCGGUGAAAGACAGGACUUUCAGAAAGAAGCUCAAGUAAGACACAGAAGAUCUAAAUGCCACCAUUAACCAACUCGUCCUCAUAGCCAUAUACAGAACACUCCACCCAACAGCAGCCAAGUAUACUUUCUUUUCCAGCACACAUGGAACAUUCUCUAGAAUAGACCACAUAUUAGGUCAUAAAGCAAGCCUCAGCAGAAUCCAAAACAUCAAAAUAUUACAAAGCUCUUCUCUGACCCUAAGGCCAUAAAAGUGGAAAUCAACAGCAGAAAAAGCAGGGAAAAGAAAUCAAAUACUUGGAAACUGAACAAUACCCUGCUCAAAAAAGACUGAAUUAUAGAAGGCAUUAAGGAUGGCAUAAAGAAAUUCAUAGAUUCCAAUGAGUAUGAAAACACUUCCUAUCAGAACCUUUGGGACACAAAGAAAGCAGUGCUCAGAGGUCAAUUUAUAUCAAUAAAUGCACACAUACAAAAAGAAGAAACGGCUAAAAUCAAAGAAUUAUCCCUACAACUUGAAUGACUAGAAAAAGAGCAACAAAAGAAACCCUCAGGCACCAGAAGAAAGCAAAUAAUAAAAUUUUAGAGCAGAACUAAAUGAAAUAGAAAACAGAAAAACAAAUGAAAGAAUUAACAAAACCAAAAGCUGGUUCUUUGAAACAAUCAACAAAACUGAUAAACCACUGGCCAAACUGACAGAAGAAAAACAGGAGAGGAAGAAAAUAACCCGAAUAACAAAUGAGAUGGUCGAUAUUACAACAGACCCAACCGAAAUUCAAAGAAUCAUAUCAGAUUACUAUAAAAAAUUAUACUCUAAAAAAUUUGAAAACCAGAAGAAACGGAUGAAUUCCUAGAAACACACUACCUACCUAAACUAACACAAACAGAGGUAGAACAACUAAAUAGACCGACCCAUUACAAAAGAAUAGAUUGAAAACGUAAUCAAAAAACUCCCAACAAAAAAAGCUCUGGCCUGGAUGGCUUCACUGCAGAGUUCUACCAAACUUUCAAAGAGUUAACACCACUACUACUAAAGGUAUUUCAGAGCACAGAAAAGGACAGAAUACUCUCAAACUCAUUCUAUGAAGCCAGUAUAUCCCUGAUAGCAAAACCAGGAAAAGACACCACAAAAAAAGAAAGUUACAGACCUAUAUCCCUCAUGAACGUAGAUGCAAAAAUCCUCAACUAAAUUCCAACCAAAAGAAUUCAACAAUAUAUCAAAAAAAUAAUUCACCAUGACCAAGUGGGAUUCAUGGUUCAACAUUGGAAAAACAAUUAAUGUAAUCCAUUAUAUAAAUAAAACAAAAGACAAGAAUCACAUGAUUUUAUCAAUUGAUGCAGAAAAGGCAUUUGACAAAGUUUAACACUCAUUCAUGAUAAAAACUCUCAGCAAAAUAGGAAUAGAAGGGAAAUUCCUCAACAUAAUAAAGGACAUUUAUACAAAGCCAAUAGCCAACAUCAUCCUAAAUGGAGAGUACCUGAAAGCAUUCUCCUUGAGACUGGGAACCAGACAAGGAUGCCCAUUAUCACCACUCUUAUUCAACAUUGUGCUGGAAGUCCUAGCCAGAGCAAUUAGGCCAGAUAAAGAAAUAAAGGGCAUCCAGAUUGGGAAGGAAGAAGUAAAAGUAUCUCUGUUUGCAGAGGACAUGAUCUUAUACACAGAAAACCCUAAGGAAUCCUCAAGAAAACUACUGACACUAAUGCAAGAAUCCAACGGAUUAUCUGGAUACAAGAUAAACAUACAAAAAUCAGUUGGAUUCCUCUACACCAACAAAAAGAACACUGAAGAGGAAACCACCAAAUCAAUACCAUUUACAGUAUCCCCCAAGAAGAUAAAAUGCUUAGGAAUAAAUCUUACCACAGAUGUAAAUGACUUAUACAAAGAAAGCCACAAAAGACUUCAGCAAGAAACCAAAAGAAACCUGCUUAAGUGGAAAAGCAUACUCGCUCAUGGAUAGGAAGACUUAACAUUAUAAAAAUGUCUAUUCUACCAAAAGCAAUCUACACAUUUAAUGCAAUUCCAAUCCAAAUUCUAAAGACAUAUUUUAAUGAGAUGGAGAAACAAAUCACCAACUUCAUAUGGAAGGGAAAGAGGCCCUGGAUAAGUAAAGUAUUACUGGAAAAAAAGAACAGAGUGGGAGACCUUACUCUGAUUUUAGAACCUAUUAUACCACCACAGUAGUCAAAACAGCCUGGUACUGGUACAACAACAGAUACAUAGACCAAUGGAACAGAAUUGAGAAUCCAGAAAUAAACCCAUCCACGUAUAAGCAGCUGAUAUUUGACAAAGGCCCAAAAGCAGUUAAAUGGGGAAAAGAUGGUCUUUUUAACAAAUGGUGCUGGUGUAACUGGAUAUCCAUCUGCAAAAAACUAAAACAAGACCCAUACCUCACACCAUGGACAAAAACUAACUUAAAAUGGAUCAAAGACCUAAAUAUGAAAUCUAAAAUGAUAAAGAUCAUGGAAGAAAAAAUAGGAACAAUGCUAGGAGCCCUAAUACAUGGCAUAAACAGUACACAAAAAAUUGCUAACAAUGCAGAAGAGAAACUAGAUAACUGGGAGCUCCUAAAAAUCAAACACUUAUGUUCAUCCAAAGAUUUCGCCAAAAGAGUAAAAAGACUACCUACAGUCUGGGAAAAAGUUUUUAGCUAUGACAUUUCCAAUCAGCGUCUCAUCUCUAAAAUCUACAUGUUACUGCAAAAACUCAACUACAAAAAGACAAAUAACCCAAUGAAAAAAUGGGCAAAAGACAUGAACAGACACUUCCCUAAAGAAGACAUUCAGAUACCUAACAGAUACUUGACGAAUGCUCAGGAUCAUUAGCCAUUACCCAGCCCAGUGCCCUUGAGUCGAUUUCGACUCAUAGCAACCCUAUUAGCCAUUAGAGAAAUGCAAAUGAAAACUACAAUGAGAUUCCACCUCACUCCAAAAAGGCUGGCAGUAACCCAAAACACACAAAACAAAUGUUGGAGAGGCUGUGGAGAGAUUCAAACACUUAUACACUGCUGGUGGGAACGUGAAAUAGUACAACCACUUUGGAAAUAGAUUUGGUGCUUCCUUAAAAAGCUAGAAAUAGAAUUGCCAUACUAUCCAGCAAUCCCACUCCUUGGAAUAUAUCUUAGAGAAAUAAGAACCUUUGGACGAACAGAUAUAUGCACACCCAUAUUCACUGCAGCACUGUUUACAAUAGCAAAAAGAUGGAAGUAACCAAGGUGCCCAUCAACAGAUGAAUGGAAAAAUAAAUUAUGGUAUAUUCACACAGUGGAAUACUACACAUUGAUAAAGAACAGUGAUGAAUCUGUGAAACAUUUCAUAACAUGGAAUCUGGGAGGCAUUAUGCUGAGUGAAAUUAGUCAGUUGCAAAGGACAAAUAUUGUAUAAGACCACUAGUGUAAGAACUCGAGAAAUAGUUUAAACAGAGAAGAAAAUAUGCUUUGAUGUUUUUGAGAGGGGUUAGGGAGGGAGGUUGGGAGAGGAGUAUUCACUAAUUAGAUAGUAGAUACGAACUACUUUAGGUGACGGGAAAGACAACACACAAUACAUUCGAGGUCGGCACGACUGGACUAAACCAAAAGCAAAGAAUUUUCCUGAAUAAACUGAAUGCUCUGAAGGCCAGCGUAGCAGGAACGGGGGUUUGGGGACUAUGGUUUCAGGGGACAUCUAAGUCAACUGGCAUAACAAAAUCUAUUAGGAAAACAUUCUGCAUCCCACUUUGGAGAGUGGCGUCGGGGUCUUAAACGCUAGCAAGCAGCCAUCUAAGAUACAUCAAUUGGUCACAACCCACCUGGACAAAAAGGAGAAUGAAGAAUACCGAGCAUACAAGGUAAUUACCAGCCCAAGAGACAGAAGGGGCUACAUAAACCAGAGACUACAUCAGCCAGAGACCAGAAGAACUAGAGGGUGCCCGGCUACAACUGAUGACUGCCCUGACAAGGAACACAACAGAGAACCCCUGAUGGAGCAGGAGAGCAGUGGGAUGCAGACCCCAGAUUCUCAUAAAAUGACCAGGCUAAACAGUCUAAGACUAGAAGGACCCCAGUGGUCAUGGCCCCCCUACUUUCUGUUGGCCCAGGAUAGGAACCAUUCCCAAAGCCAACUCUUCAGACUGGGAUUGGACUGGACAAGGGGUGGAGAGGGAUGCUAGUAAAGAGUGAGCUUCUUGGAUUAGGUGGACACUUAAGACUACGUUGGCAUCUCCUGCCUGGAGGGGAGAUAAGAACGUAGAGGGGGUUAGAAGCUGGUGAAAUGGACAAGAAGAGACAGAGUGGAAGGAGGGAGCGGGCUGUCUCAUUAAGGGGAGAGCAGUUGGGAGUGGGUAGCAAGGUGUAUAUAAGUUUUUGUGUGAGAGACUAGCUUGAUUUGUAAACUUCCUCUUAAACCACAAUAAAAAUUUAAGUAAAUAAAAAUACAACCUAAAACAGGGAUGUGAAAGAAUUCUGAUAAUAGAACACAACACCUUUGCUUAGAUUACAAAAGAAUUAUUCCUAGCACAUCUUUGACACUAGUCAGUUUCUCCUUACAACUAUAUUUUCCAAAGGAGGAAUAGCACCUGCAGAGAUAGUUCUUAUCAAGUCCAUCGUGGGUAACAGCUCUACUUCUGAUGAGUGAACAAUUCUCGUCCUUCAACAACAGAAGUGUCUGAGAAGAAGCUGAUUCUCUGAGAGAAAGAAACAGAACCAAAACCCACAGUGGUAAUGUGGGAAGCAAGCAAGGCAGCCCAGAGAACCUCUGGGAAAUCUGUAAGAGAAAUCAGAGCAUGGAACUGGCUUUAUUUAUUUACUCUCCUCUGCAACUUUUACAGUGCUGGGGAAAUAAGAACAUGUAUUUAUAUAAACUAUGGUCCAUAUGGAAACCCUGGUGGCGUAGUGGUUAAGUGCUACGGCUGCUAACGGAAAGGUCGGCAGUUCAAGUCCACCAGGCGCUCCUUGGAAACUCUAUGGGGGCAGUUCUACUAAGUCCUAUAGGGUCGCUAUGAGUCGACAACAGGUUUAUGGUACAUCUACACGAUAGAGCACUAGUACUCUGCAGCUGUGGAAAAAAAUAAGGAUUAUGAGUUCAUAUGGAGUGAGUUCCAGGAUAUAUUGUCAAGUGAAAUAAAGUACAGUGCAAAAAAAAAAAAAAUCUAUAUUAAGAAAGGAGACCUCAGCAAACAACAACUAAAAAAAUAAGGUAAGGCUGUCUGCUGGCACCAAUGCAAUAAGGUAAGAAAAUAAAUAAAAGUCCUACAGAUUGGAAAGGAAGAAAUAAAACUGUCUUUCUUCACAGAUCGCAUAAUUGUCUACACAGAAUAUCUCAAAGAACCUACGGGGGAAAAAAAAGUUGCUAGAACUAAUAAGUAAGCUUAACGCAAAAAAAAAAAAACCAAACCCAUUGCCAUCAAGUCAAUUCCAACU